Messenger RNA from Didymodactylos carnosus, 1191 nucleotides. The record is from the annotation of a GenBank genome assembly. Lineage: Eukaryota; Metazoa; Rotifera; Eurotatoria; Philodinida; Philodinidae.
AUGUUUGAAUUUCAACAAUAUUUAUUACGUCAUUUUAAAAUUGAACAAAAUAUACCAAGUAAUACAUCAAUAAUGACUAAUUCUUCUGAUUAUAUUAUUCAUGAUCGACUUCAUCUACCCGUAGUUCGAGAAAGAAGUUUAUCACCUGAUAGUUUAGAACGAAAUAAAACAACUCCAUCAAUUAUACAUAGAUAUGAUGCUACUAGUGCCGAUGAAGAUUCAUUAGAUGAAAAUGAUAUGGAUCAUUGUAGUGGAUCAAAAUAUUCAAGAAAAACAAAUAAUAAUGUUCGAGAUAUUCUAAAAACUUUAACAUCAAGAGGUUUUAUUGAUACUUAUUCAACAUCAAUGAUAGCAACUACUUCAACAAAUGGAAAUAAUCAUCAUCAACAAUCAUCAAAUACAAUUGAUUGGGAUUUUAAUGAUGAGAUAAAUGCUGAUUCAAUUCAUGUUGAUAAUGAUGAUUUAUCAGAUGGUGGUGACUAUGUAAAUGGAAAUAUUGAUUCUGGUUAUGGUAUAUUAGAUGGAUAUGAAGAAGAUGUUGAUUUUCAAUUUGUUUCUAAUACAACAGCCGUAACACCCGUUCCUACUAAAUCUCCAUCAUCUCAUUAUAAUCGUUUACAUCAUCUUGAUACAAUAUCUGAAGUUGCUAGUGAAGAAGAACGACGUGCAGCUAAAUCUUUAAAAUAUCAACAUAAUGCAACAAUAUCUACAACUAUAUCGACAUCUUCGACAACAGUAGAUGAUGAUCUAUCGACAUUGAGUGAUGCUUCACCAUCAAUGGAUUAUUCAGAACAAGAAAUAGUACCUGCUCAACAAGCUAUUAACGUUUUAAAUGAAUUACUAAAUUCAUGUAAUAAAAAUACGAUGAAUAAUAAUAAAUUACGUUCAUUUGAUAUUGAAACAACGAAACAAUUAAAUGAUGAACCAACACGUAGAAAACGACGUUUUAUAGAAAAUCAUAUAUUAUUGAAUAAUAAUAAUAAUUUAUCAUUAACAAAAACUGAACAUCGUCAAGUAUCAUCUUCAACAGGCGAUACCUUAGCACGAUUAAGAAAUAUUACAAAAAUGUUCAAUAAACCAGAUGAUGAAAUUGAUACACCAGAAUUACAAAAGGUCGAACGACAAGCUCCAUCCGAAAAAUUAAAAAAUACGUUUAAAAAUUCCGAUCCCGGCCCCGUAAACUUGUUUUAG